Corythoichthys intestinalis (scribbled pipefish) is the source of this 2698-nucleotide messenger RNA. Its product is annotated as calpain-5-like. Bases 179 to 2200 code for a protein of 673 amino acids. Gene Ontology annotation, cellular component: cytoplasm. Gene Ontology annotation, biological process: proteolysis. The record is from RefSeq and is a predicted model, not a curated record. Lineage: Eukaryota; Metazoa; Chordata; Actinopteri; Syngnathiformes; Syngnathidae. The transcript is spliced from 14 exons. Gene Ontology annotation, molecular function: calcium-dependent cysteine-type endopeptidase activity.
GGUUCCAUCAAAACACCUGCGAGGACGGAUGAACGGACGAGCCACGCUUUCUGGUGGGGAUGAAUCCUGGAAGCAUUGCAAGGAGCUGGCUGAGUGAAGGUCAGGAGAAGUGGAGGAUGAACAUCUGAGCAAGAAUCCCAAAGGAGUCGCUGGUAGGUGGAGACCGUUCCUGAAGAGUAUGACGUCGCAAGUGAGUGACUUCCAAGGUCAGAACUUCCUCAAGCUCCGGCGGGCUUGCAUCCGUCGCGGCGCCCUCUUCAAGGACCCCGCGUUCCCCGCAGAUGACGAGGCGCUCUUCUAUAAGAGGGCGCCGCCGCCAGGGCUGACCUGGAAGAGACCACGGGAGAUUUGCAAGGACCCGCGUCUUUUCGUGGACGGCAUCAGCACUCGUGAUCUGCAUCAAGGCAGUCUGGGUAACUGCUGGAUGGUGGCUGCCAUUUCUUGUUUGGCGUCUGAGCCCACCUUGUGGAAAAAGGUCAUCCCUGACCACGCGGACCAGGAAUGGAACCCGAAGCGUCCCGACCUGUACGCGGGGAUCUUCCAUUUCCGCUUCUGGCGCUUCGGCCGCUGGGUGGAUGUGGUCGUGGAUGACCGGCUGCCUGUGAGCAGGGACGGGGUUCUGCUUUUCUGUCGCUCAGCCACGCCCAGAGAGUUCUGGAGCGCCCUGCUGGAGAAGGCCUAUGCCAAGCUGAACGGCUGCUACGAAGCUUUAGAGGGUGGGAACACCGCCGAGGCUCUGAUAGACUUCACCGGCGGGGUUUCGGAGCCUCUCUGUCUGGAUCGCGAGACCCUCAGACAGCAUGGUGACCGGAGGAAGGCCCUCUUCCAAACGCUGGCCAAGGCCCACGAACAAAAAGCCCUCAUCACAUGUUCUAUUCGGCCGGCCGAUGGUGAGACGGUGGAGUCGGUGAUGUGUUGCGGGCUAGUCCGCGGCCAUGCCUACGGGGUGACCGCAGUCAGGAAGGUGUGGCAAGGAGAGAAGCUUCUUAAGGCAAAUGGGGGACCCCGUAUCUUCUUGAUGCGCAUGAGGAACCCUUGGGGAACCACUGACUGGACCGGUGCCUGGAGUCAGCGUUCACAAGAAUGGACGCAGAUGAGCCGGGCAGAGAGAGAGAAAAUGGGACUUGUAAUUCGGGACGUUGGCGAGUUCUGGAUGGACUUUGAGGACUUUUGUGCCUACUUCACGGAUGUGGUGCUGUGCCGCCUGGUGGAAAGAAGUUUCCUGUGGCCCAGCUCCCACUGGAGGGAGGUGCGCCGCUACGGGGAAUGGUCUCUGGCGCCAACUCACACCGGCAGACCUCCGUCGGCUGUCUGCGUGCUGAGCCGGAGGAAGGGCGAAAGCCAGGAGGAAGACUCUUCUGGGGGAAACAGAGAUGACGUGCUGAACGGAAGCCAGCUGGACAAGAGGAGCCGAUGCGGAGGAUGUCUCAACCACAAGGACACCUUCCUGCACAAUCCUCAAUUCAUGUUUGAGGUCCGAGGCCAUGAGGAGGAGGUGCUCAUUUGUCUGCAGCAGGAAGACCAGAGGAUACGGAGGAAAGAUGGCGGAGGAGACUACCUGCCUAUUGGUUUUGAGGUACUCAAGGUCGAGGAGAACCGCUGCAGCCGCGUGCAGCGUGUGACGGAGCAGGCCGCCAGCUCUGUCUAUAUGGACUCUCGGAGCAUAACGCUGAAGGCCACGCUAGCGCCGGGCCGCUACGUUGUGCUGCCUACCACUUACCUGCCGGGAGCCAGUGGUCGCUUUCUUGUGCGCCUCUUCUCGCAUUCGCGCGCCCAACUCAGGGAACUCAAGGAUGACUUGCCCUCGCCCUCCUUUUUCCAUUGCUUUUUACCUGAGCCCACCAUGGUGACCACGGUUCACCUACGGAGGGCAACGGGACUCUGCUCUCCUAAACAGACAGCUCCUGAUGUCUACGCCACUAUCCGUUGUGAGAGUGCCACUGUUAGGUCUGAGGUGUUCAAGGCUGAAGGAAAUCCCGAAUUCCGCUUGAGAGCCAUUUUUUACAGAAGAUACCCAGAUGCACACAUCACUGUCGAGCUGUGGAGCAGAGGCCUUCUGUGGGACUCCCUUCUGGGCGACGCCCGACUCCACACAACGGCGACCGACCAAGGUCGAGACCAUGUGAUGGAUUUACAAAGCGGUUCGGCAGGGCGCAUCUGCGUGGAGACGUCGUCCAGCGUCUGUCUGACGGACUUGUAGAUGUCCCCUUUUUCAACGCUACUGGAAAAACGAGGCCGAUUUUCAUUCGUCCUUUUUAGUCAUAUUAGCACGGUUGUUGAAGGCUUGUUUCCCUUGCUAGUAACGCUAUUGAUGAAUAUGUUGAAAGCAAUAUUGCCAAGAUGAUCCAUCCUGCUCCUUAUUGACACUUGAAAUCUUGAAAUCACACUAGAAGCUCGUCAAGAAUCUGCAUUGGACAAGGUGAUGAUGCUGGAACUUUUGUUUGGUGCCGUUCCAGUGAGAUUUACAAAGAUGAUUCCCUGAAGACAUCAAAAUUCCCUCAGUCCUUGAUGAUAUGGGGCUGCAUGUCAGUCAAAGGCACUGUGGUUAAAUCUUCAAUAAAUGCACCCGUUUACAUUGAAAUUUUAGACAAAACUAUCUUAUCCCUUCAAUUGAAAAUUCCAAUUUCCAAGAAAACAAUGCAUCAUGCCACAAAGCUAAAACUGUUAAAGCAUUCCUUGGAGAAAGACUCAUCCAGUC